Molecule: messenger RNA, 780 nt
Organism: Guyanagaster necrorhizus
Lineage: Eukaryota; Fungi; Basidiomycota; Agaricomycetes; Agaricales; Physalacriaceae
Product: alpha/beta-hydrolase
Exons: 4
Coding region: 150-590 (146 amino acids)
Source: RefSeq, a predicted model, not a curated record
CUGCCACAUUGCCGUCUAUAUCCUGCACGUAAGUACGGAAACAAUGCAAUUCGGCCCGCUAUAAGGCCUAAAGCUCAAGCCAUGUCAUGUUGCCUGUCUCGCUUCCAUUAUAAGAGACUCUGCAAAACUUCUGCAGCCUCCGAAUUACCAUGAAAACACUAUUUGCCCUUCUGACAGCCCGUCUUGCCGCAUUGACGUACGCAGUAGCCCAGUUACCUACGUCGCCCUUGGGACCUGUCGUCAAUCUCGGAUACGCGAUGUACAUUGGGAAUACAACUUCUCCGACUGGACUGGAAGACGGACCGGUUGUUUUCUACGGCAAUAUUCCUUACGCGCUGCCGCCAAUUGGUGACCUUCGCUGGAGGGCGCCACGUAUGCUGAAUGAGAAUGGGCAAACAAGCCAGACUGUAGACGCGAGGGAUUGGGGUCCGCCAUGUUUGCAACGCCCAGCCAUGGUGCCAGAUUGCCUAAAAGUCAACGUGUGGAAACCAAGGACAGCUUCUGAGGGAGAUGCUCUUCCAGUUGCCGUUUACAUUCAUGGAGGAGGGUUCUAUGCUAACUCACCGCAAGGAUUUCCCUUGUAUGAUUAGGUAGAACAACAGGGCAAGCUAGUUGGCGUUUCUAUCGCCUACCGCCUUGGACUUCUGGGAUUUUUAGGCGGCUCUCUACUGGAAACCGACGGGGAUUUAAAUGUUGGAUUACUCGAUCAGCGUGCUGCACUUGAGUGGAUUCAGCGACACAUAUCCAAGUUUGGCGGCGACCCAGACAAUGUUACCAUUU